Aplysia californica (California sea hare) is the source of this 642-nucleotide messenger RNA. RefSeq names its product serpin B4. The record is from RefSeq and is a predicted model, not a curated record. Lineage: Eukaryota; Metazoa; Mollusca; Gastropoda; Aplysiida; Aplysiidae. Gene Ontology annotation, molecular function: serine-type endopeptidase inhibitor activity.
GUUGACAUGAUGAGAGAUGACCGUUACGUAAACUUCAAGAGUGACAACUCCCUGAAAGCUGACAUGGUGAGGAUUCCCUUCAAAGGAGGCCGUUUCUCCAUGUACGUCGUGCUGCCGCAGAGUGUGGAUGGGAUCACUGCACUGGAGACAUCCUUGACCUCUGGAGAUGCUAUCAACAAACUCUUCGACGGCUUCCAGCCACAAUACGUGAGCUUGGAGAUUCCAAAAUUCAAGAUCGAAUCGACAUUCCAUUUGAAGGAUCAACUGAAAGCACUAGGCAUGGUGAAGGCUUUUGACGCUAAUGCUGCUGACUUCAGUGGAAUAACACAAGUUAACGGCACACACAUCAGCUCAGUCAUCCACAAAGCCGUGAUCGAGGUCAAAGAGACUGGAACCACAGCCGCCGCCGCCACCGUGGUCACCAUUGUGGCCGAGAGUGUCAUGAUCCACUCAGACAUGACCCACUUCCGGGCUGACCACCCCUUCCUGUUCUUCCUCCGGGACGACCAGACCAACCAAAUCCUCUUCCAGGGAAAAUUUUCCGGCUAGAGCACAGCCUGGGAGGAGCUCCGACUACCAACAGAAAGAGAAUGAUGAAAAUAUAGAGAAAUAAAGAAUGCGUGAAAAACGGCAACAAGAACA